Molecule: messenger RNA, 1797 nt
Organism: Aureobasidium melanogenum CBS 110374
Lineage: Eukaryota; Fungi; Ascomycota; Dothideomycetes; Dothideales; Saccotheciaceae
Exons: 3
Coding region: 1-1797 (598 amino acids)
Source: RefSeq, a predicted model, not a curated record
AUGAAGGAUCUCUUUUUGAUUUUUAUACUCACCCUUUUGGGUAGCAUGGGUGUUCUCGCUGCUCCCGUUGAGCAAUACACUAAGCAAAACCCCAAGAGCCUUUUCUCAAGCUGGAUGUCAAACCUCCAUGUGGACCAAACCCACUCAAGACACCACAACUCUUCACGUUCAACUUCUCAUGGGUCCCAUCAAGUCUCUGUCAGCACUCACAAGGCUGAUAAGAACGAUAUCAGGACUAAAACCGAGACUCAAAUCAUUACCGAAGAUUGUUCAGCUACCGACGAUGGGGUUCGCACCACGGUCGUUGAGAUGGUUCCCACUACCAGGGUACUCGUGGUUACACCAUCAUACAUCAAGACCAAGACCGUGAUAGAGACUGUUUUGUAUGAUGUCACAAAGCCUGCUUCGUCAACCAGAUCGCACAGGCCUACGAAACACACUUUGACUGAGACCGUUAUCUCGUCCUCGCCAACCACUUCGAGAUCCUCCAAGAAGCACACGAGAUCGAAAUCUUCGAAAACGCAUACCAGAUCGUCCAAGACUACUGAGUCAGCUGUUCCAUCGCAUUCCGUAUCCUCUUUUUACUCUUCGAAGAAGGAGGUCGUCGUCACCACGAGCGAGGUGGUCGAAGUGGUCACUGUUGGCUACACAGAGGUGUCUACAACUAUGACUCUCACCGAGGGUGAUAGCAGGCUUUCGAGCACGACUCCCGCGGCUUCCACCAAGGUUACUGGUUCUCUUCACUGGCCACCUUACCUCACGGAUCUCUCGAAGUACGCGCACAAUACACCUGAACCCCAACCCACCGAUGCUGUUGUUGGAGAUCUGAACAACACAUCAUCUUUCUCUACAUCAAUCAGGACGAUUCACCACAACAAAACUUCAAAGUCUCUGACCAUGCCUGAUCGAAAUUGGCUCAUCACACUUCCUGCUGCGUUGCCUGCUGCAAGCCAAGGUGCCAAUGACAUUGUCGAGAACCUCUCUGCCAGAGAUGAUGACGAUGACGAUCCCGACCACGACUACAAGAAGUACCGCAAACCCGACAAGGCUAUGAGCAAGAGAAUGAGCCGAUGGAGCAAGCACCACAGCAAAUCCAUGGAGAAACAAAGUGACUACAAGCAGGAGGCUCAGGCCAAGUCUCGUAGCUUAUCCGCCAAGAGCGCCGACAAGGCUCACAGCAAGUCGAUCGAGAACGCUAAAAAAGCCUCGAAGAAGCACCACGAUGGUGACGAUGACCAAGUUGCCUCGGUUGGACUAGAUGCCAGGGAAGUGUCAAUGGCAGCUCCUGCAACAACAUACGUCGAGGUUACCGUCACGACUACUGUGUUGCCUACCCAGAACGGAACGUAUUCGAUCUCGUACAGAACAGUCCAUGCCAGCAGGACUGGUAGUGCGGACAGAAUCUCGACCAGCAAGGCCUCCAAGACCCACUCCAAGGCUUCUUCCAAGGCCCACGAAUCCUGGAGAACAGUUUGUGCAGGUCUGGACUGUUUGCGGGUACCAGCUCUUCCCAAGACUACCCAUGAAGCUGAGGAUGCAACAAUGAGUUCCACGAUCGCUGAACAAUACCCUACUGAGGAACCAAUGUGGCACUGCAUGAUACCCAAUUGUCACUCAAGACUUCGCUCAGCUGAUGUGGCCAGCACCGUCAAGCCAUGGACGCCCAAGGUAUCGCCCAUCUUGACUGAUAGCAAUGUGUGCCAAAAGGACAUCGUGCAGGUGGCUAUGAAACUGCACAGUACCACCACGAAACAGAAUCUUGCCAUAUUCGGACUUGUGGUCGGCGCCUACGUGUAG